This is a messenger RNA of Phaedon cochleariae (mustard beetle), 1002 nucleotides long. The record is from the annotation of a GenBank genome assembly. NCBI's taxonomy places the organism in Eukaryota, Metazoa, Arthropoda, Insecta, Coleoptera, Chrysomelidae.
UGUGUGCUCGUUUGUUGCAGAUGAGAGGAGGAUGACAAUUUAGCAGCCGCCAUGUCCUUAUUGUACUCCAGCGAAUCCCCGAGUUCUUCUUCUCUAUGCCUCAACGAUUCCACCACCGAAUGCCUGCCUUGCGUCAUCAGCAACAUAACCUCAUUCCCGGCCUCCUUCUACGGCACGAUGCCGGUCUCCGAGGACCCCCGGAUCGAGGUGCUGAGGAGGUACUCCUACGGGUUCGCUCUGCCCUCUAUCUGUCUUCUGGGGAUCAUCGGCAACGUUUUCAACUUGGUGGUACUGACUAGGAGGAACAUGAGAGGCACAGCGUACAUUUACAUGAGGGUCAGAUAUACAGGAGGAUCUUUUCUCUAUGGCGAGCCUUGCAACGAAAUAAACACCGCCCAACUGAGAGUCCAAAACUGGGAAGUACCGAUCACCACCAAAUGCGUCGAUGUCAAAGGCUUCAAGAAAAACAUGCUGGCAAAAAUGAACCUAUCCAGCUACGCAGAAUUCUUCAACCAAGUGGAAAAAGCACACACUCUAUACUCUGACCACAUGAACCUCACCAGAUUCCCAAUUUCAAUCGUCAGGAAACUACCUAACCUCGAAUUCAUCGAUUUGUCUGGAAACCUCCUGGCUAGAAUCCCCAACAAAGUGUUCCUGAUAGCUCCCAAGCUCAACAAACUUUUUUUGUCAGACAACGAAGUGAUCAUCCCCAAGAAGAGACCCUUCUUAUCGUCUCUGACCCUUGGGACUCUGAUGUUGAGCAACAACGGGAUUUCCGCUAUUUACAAGUACACUUUCAUGAAGUUGCCUGCCCUGGAGGUGCUUUACCUGGAUGACAAUAAUCUGAGGAGCAUAUCGCCUUCUAUGUUCCAUUCGCUUCCCAAUCUGAAGUAUCUGCAUCUGGGGAGGAAUUAUUUGACUAACAUACCCCCGAAGUGGAUGGUCUCCAAAUCGUUGAUGUACUACAUUACCAAGAGCCAGAAUACAGUAGAUCUGAAGUGA